This is a messenger RNA of Malus domestica (apple), 628 nucleotides long. The record is from RefSeq and is a predicted model, not a curated record. NCBI's taxonomy places the organism in Eukaryota, Viridiplantae, Streptophyta, Magnoliopsida, Rosales, Rosaceae.
UAUCUCUGUUUAUGCCAAUUUUCAUGACCCAUAAAGCAUUAACCGAAUUGGGUUUUGUUUGUUUGGUAACAUGGAUUGCUCAGGUUAGGUUGGAGAGAAUGGAGGUAGAAAUACAAUUGGGAAAGAUAAAGAAAGAUUUUAUGUUUGAAGUACCAAGAGAGUUUGGGAUUGAAAAGUUGAGAGAGGCCACAGAUGGGUUCAGAGAAAAUAGCUUGAUUGAAGGGUCUGUUUAUAAAGGUUUCAUGAAUGGAGAUUUCUUUGCUAUCCAGAAGAUGAUGUGGAACGCGUGUGAGGAGCUCAAGAUCCUACAUAAGCGAAGCAGAAUGAGUCAAGCCAUCAGAUGUGAUCCUAGGUUCCAAAGGCAGAGGCUUCAUUCAAAGUGAGAUAUACGGGAGGGAACUGGUGGACCUCCGAAGGGAAACGUGGUGGGAAUUCCUUAAUACACUCUUCUCUGUCUCAGAAGCUGUGGUUUAUAUACAGACAGUUGACAGAUUGGAUGAUGGAACCAUAUGAACAGAACUUGAUCCAUUUGAUUAUAAAAGGGCUCCAUCAGGCAAUAUGCUCUGCGUCAAAUUUACAGAGCUUUUCCAUUGAUUUUUUUCUUGCUGCUUUUUAACUCUUGACAUGA